CUAAUAUUGGUACUUAUACAAUGUAUGCUGCUGCGUUAGGUCGAUUGGUACUAGCUAUUGAAUGUUUUGCUCCUAAUGUUGAUCGUAUUCAUCGUGCUGUUCAAUUAGAAAAUAUUUCUAAUCGAGUUGUUCUUAUACAAAAUGCACUUUAUUCACAUUCUGGACAAUAUUUACGUUUAUCAUAUGAUGAAGACAAUAUUGGAGGUCAAGAAUUAGAUAUUGUAAAGAAACCAACAAAUAAUCAAAAUACAACAUAUAAUCAAAGUAAAGACAAUGAUCCAUAUUUAGUAAAAACAAUAACAUUAAAUGAGUUGGUACCAAUAUUACAUGCACGUGGUGUACGUGGAGCAAUAAUAAAAAUGGAUAUUGAAGGAAGUGAAAGUUUUGCUCUAGAAAGUGGAAGUCAGAUAUUCGAUUUAUUUGAUAUACCAGUUGUACAAAUGGAAUGGCUUAAAGUACGCAGUUUUCCUGAUCGCGUUAAAUUUCUAAUAGAUUUUUUCACUAAACGUAAUUAUGUGCCUAAAACAUGUCAAUGUCAACCAUUAGAUAUAAAAAACAUUCAAGUAUGGCCUAAUGAUUUAUGUUGGACGAAAGGAAAUAUUUCUUGCUGUUAG
Molecule: messenger RNA, 614 nt
Organism: Adineta steineri
Lineage: Eukaryota; Metazoa; Rotifera; Eurotatoria; Adinetida; Adinetidae
Source: the annotation of a GenBank genome assembly